Molecule: messenger RNA, 1281 nt
Organism: Ogataea angusta
Lineage: Eukaryota; Fungi; Ascomycota; Pichiomycetes; Pichiales; Pichiaceae
Exons: 1
Coding region: 1-1281 (426 amino acids)
Biological process (GO): regulation of peroxisome size; peroxisome fission
Cellular component (GO): peroxisomal membrane
Source: RefSeq, a predicted model, not a curated record
AUGUCGUCUAACGACGAUCUUUAUAGGGAAGGGGGCGCUUUAGGAGUUUACUCGUACUAUUACCAGACGAAAAAGGACAACUUCAACAAAGUCAGAUUGACAUCUCCGAUAAGAGGACAAACCAUGACUAGCGUUAACGGUGGCCAUCUGCCUCCUCCAAGACUACAGACUCCCAUUUCUGUGAACCGCGCGCCCCGCCUAGACAUCAUGAGUCCGCACCCCAUUGACGAGGACCUCUUGAUACCCAACAAGGAGCUCGUUGCGGACGCUAUACAGCGAAGGCCCCUUAUCAGGCCUUCCAACCUGGACCUGUGGAUCAGGGUGAUGUCGCAGCUGGCAGGCAAGGACAAAGUUGGCAAGUGUAUUCAGUACGGACUACGAAUCCUGAUUGCCUACUCCAUUAGAGCUCGCAAAACACAAUUCCUCAACAACUUCAAGCUGACAAGCGUAGACUUCAACGGGAAAACCGCGGACGUGCUUCGACAGCUUGUUGCGCGGCCAGAAUUGAUAGUGGUGUUAUUUCUGGGCCAGUUCGAGGCCAGGUUCGUCGGCCUUACCAAAAUCCUCUCGAUUUACAGACAGAUGCUACGGGCCGGUACUGUGCCGACGAAAAUCCUCAAGAUGUUAUCCCGAGUUUCCGAGACUGUGGGUCUUUUGCAGUCGUCAGAAAAAGCGUCCACGAAGCUGCAGCGACUGAAGUCUGACUGGUGCAAUUUCAAGUCGUUGGGUGAGAUUUGCGCGCUGUAUUACGCCUGGUUCGACGAGUCACUGCUCGCGUACAAGAUCGGCCUUCUGGACGAAAAGACGACUCCCAACUACCGCAAAUUUGCUGUCAGACACGAGGCGCUUGCGUGGUAUACAAAUAUCAUACUGGGACUUCGUACACAGUUCGAGAAGCUGUCCCAAUUGAGCAAUAAGGAGAACUCUUUGAAGAUCAACUACCAAGUCAAACAGCGCGCCAAACGGCUUGUUUCGACGAUCAAACCCGACCAGUCCCCGAUCUCACUAUACGCGUCGCUGGAAAACACAGAUACAAAAACACAGUUGGUGCAGUACUCUACAGAGCUGAAGAAAAUAUCCAAGGAAAAAUACAUGGUGCAGCUCGAGAUCCUCAAGCUGCUAUGCGAUUUCGCUUAUGACACAGUCAACGUGUUCCAUUUGAAGGUUGAUGAGCCCGUGCAUCUUCUUUUUGGGCUCGGAGCAGGAGCGAUUUCUUUGUCGAAAAUAUGGAUAGCCGAAAAAGAGAAGAUGGAAAAGGAGCUAAAUCCAGGCCUAAAUUAA